Molecule: messenger RNA, 1940 nt
Organism: Phanerochaete carnosa HHB-10118-sp
Lineage: Eukaryota; Fungi; Basidiomycota; Agaricomycetes; Polyporales; Phanerochaetaceae
Exons: 12
Coding region: 213-1733 (506 amino acids)
Molecular function (GO): oxidoreductase activity, acting on paired donors, with incorporation or reduction of molecular oxygen; heme binding; monooxygenase activity
Source: RefSeq, a predicted model, not a curated record
CAUCGGAGGUAUACAUAACUGGCCUAGAAGGAAUAAUCGGGAUCCCGCCCCGGCUUCCUGCCACUACGGAUUCAUUUAUUGACAGAACGAAUGAAGACACCCCAUCACUACCAUCUAACCUUUCAUGUAGGGAGCAGACUGGCGAUGUUGGUGGAGACCUUAUAAAGCGGUGUGCUCCUCUUUUCUGGGUUUCUAUCCGCGGUCUGGCCGGCAUGUCGUUGUUUUACACUAGUGGCUCAGUCGCAGCCCUCCUCUUCCUGGUAUUCCUCGCCUGCAGAGCACUCUGGAACCAACGCAGACGACCCGCCCCGUUCCCUCCAGGUCCGCCUGCGGAUCCAUUGAUUGGCAAUGUUCGAUUUUUCCCUGUCAACGACACGCCCGCAGGUCUCACGAAAUUGGCCAGGAAAUACGGUGACGUGAUGUACUUCAACAUCUUGGGGAAAUCGCUCGUCGUUCUUAGCAGCCAGGAAGCCGCAUCGGACCUGUUGGAAAAGCGAAGUGCAAUAUAUAGUAGUCGUCCGCGCUCCAUCGCUCAAGAGUUGAUUGGGUGGACAGAUAUGCUCGGAUUCCUGCCUUACGGGGAGCAAUUUCACAAGCAGCGCAAGCUUUUCCAACAGGCUUUCACGAAGCAAGGCUGUGUCGUAUUCCAGCCGAGUCAGCUGUCUCAGACCCAUGUGCUGCUGAAGAAGGUUCUGCAAGACCCAGAGCGUUUCGACGAUCACGUGCGACGAUUCUCUACUGCGGUUAUCAUGGAGAUAACGUACGGGUACAAAGUCGCUUCCGAUGAUGACCCUUACCUCGGUAUGAUGGAGAGAACAACCAAGAUCGUGGAGGAAGCAGGCAAUUCUCUGACUAUCCUCGAUUUCUUCCCUUCACUCAGCUACCUGCCUAGCUGGUUUCCAGGAAACUGGUUCGGCCACAUUGCAAAAGACGGACCGCCGUUGAUGCGGCAAAUGAAGGAAAUGCCAUUUGAGUGGGUGCGCCAACAGAUGGUCAUUGGAAAUGCCACUCCCAGCUUCACAUCGAUGCACAUUGAGGAACUCGAGCGAAAUGGAGAAGCAAGCCCCAAGGAUUUGGAGACCUUGAAGGUUGCUUCAGCGCAGAUGUACACGGCUGGAGCAGAGACAACAUGGUCAUCACUCAUGUCGAUCAUUGCGAUACUGCUUUUCCAUCCCGAGGUUCAGCGUAAGGCGCAGGAAGAGCUGGAUAGAGUUGUCGGUGGGGGGAGAUUACCUGACUUCGGUGACCGUGAGUCGCUUCCCUACCUCGAGGCCGUCAUCCAGGAGACGACAAGGUGGCACCCAACUACCCAGCUCGGCUUGCCGCAUAGUAGCACUGCGGACGACAUCUAUCGUGGUAUGUACAUUCCCAAGGAUGCCAUCGUUCUCUAUAACAGCUCCGCGAUGUCCAAGGACGACAGGGUGUACAGCAACCCUGACUUAUUCCGACCCGAACGCUUCCUCCCCCCUGAGUCAGAGCCGUCAUCCGUAAAUAUCAAUUUCGGCUGGGGACGCAGGAUAUGCCCGGGACGGCACCUAGCCGACGCUAGCCUCUGGAUUGUCAUCGCAUCGUUCCUUACCGCCUUCGAGGUUGUACCGGCAAAAGAUGGCAAGGGACAAGACAUCAUCCCUGAGCUCAAUUGGCUCCCCGGACUGGCAAGCCAUCCUGCGCCAUACCCGCGCGUGAUACGACCACGCUCGAGCAAUGCGGCACAGCUGGUCGCUCGUCUCUGAUUGUGCGUCAAGUAAGCACACUAUGAUCUGGCCCAACGCGCGAAAAACAAAUGCCCCCUCGUACUUGAAUAUUCCGGGGAGAUGAGCAGUGCAACGACCUAGUAAUCGCGUAUCCCGGACAGGGUAUUCCUGCUCUUGCGUGUCCCCGUGUUCAGAGGGAGAGCUGGUCUUAGUAUAUGCACAGACGACAGUCCGUAUAUACUGUCU